AUGGGAGAGAAGCAACCAUCACUCGAAGGCCACAAGUCUGGCCAGUCCAAUGAGCCUCUAUCUGCGCCCGCUCACGCACUCUCAUUCCAACAAGUGAUUGAGGAAACAAAAUGCAACCCCGACGACGGUCUCACCACAUCAGAAGCAAAGUCUCGUCUUGAAAAGUUUGGCAGCAACGAUCUUGGUGACGAUGGCGGAGUCCAACCAGCAAAGAUCCUGCUACGACAGGUCGCCAACUCUAUGACCUUGGUGCUCAUUGCAGCUAUGGCUGUCAGCUUUGCCAUUGAGUCGUGGAUUGAAGGCGGUGUCGUAACUGCCAUCAUUUUACUCAACGUCGUCAUUGGUUUCAUCCAAGAGUUCAACGCUGAAAAGACUAUGGACUCCCUACGAUCUCUCAGCUCUCCAACUGCCACCGCUGUCCGAGACGGAAAGACUGUCACGGUCCCUACCAUCGAAGUCGUGGUUGGUGACUUGGUUGAACUCAAGACUGGCGACACCAUUCCUGCUGACAUUCGUAUCAUCGAAGCCCUCAAUUUCGAAACCGAUGAGGCACUCCUCACUGGCGAAUCGCUCCCAGUGAACAAGGAAGCUGAAGAAAUUUUCAGCGAAGAUACCGGCCCAGGCGAUCGCCUAAAUGUCGCGUUCAGCUCUGCCACCGUCACCAAAGGCCGCGCCCGUGGUGUCGUCUUCGCCACUGGAAUGUACACUGAGAUUGGUUCCAUCGCCAUGUCUCUUCGCCAGAAGGGCUCUCGCGUGCGUCCAGUCAAGCGCAAGGAAGACGGCAGCCGACCCAAGCCUCACCGAUAUGCCCAGGCCUGGGGCUUGACUGUCGGUGAUGUCGUGGGAGCUUUCCUCGGUGUCAAUGUCGGUACUCCUCUCCAGAAGAAGCUUGCACGUCUCGCUAUUCUACUCUUCUGCACUGCUGUCGUCUGCGCUAUCAUCGUCCUCGGUGCCAACUCGUUCUCCAACAAUCGUGAGGUCAUUAUUUACGCUGUAGCGACCGGUCUCUCUAUGAUCCCCGCCUCGCUUACAGUCGUUUUGACCAUCACUAUGGCUGCUGGUACGAAGCGUAUGGUCCAGCGUCACGUUAUUGUCCGCAACCUGAAGUCUCUUGAGGCUUUGGGCGGUGUCACUGACAUCUGCUCCGACAAAACCGGUACCCUCACCCAGGGAAAAAUGGUCGCAAAGAGGGCUUGGAUUCCCGCCAAGGGUACAUACUCUGUCGGUGUCACCGACGAGCCACACAAUCCUACAGUCGGCUCGUUGAGCUUUACCCCUAAAGAACCCCGCCACAUCGAUCCUGAUCAGGAUGAGAAGACACAGCCGUACGAGGAACUAAUUGAGAACAACCCACAUCUGAUCGAAUACCUCAAGAUUGCUUCUCUCGCCAACUUGGCCAAUGUCCAUCAGACCGACGGCCAAUGGAAUGCACGUGGUGACCCGACUGAGAUCGCCAUUCAGGUAUUUGCAUCUCGCUUCGACUGGAACCGCCUGCAAUUUACUCAGGGUGACUCUCCUAAGUGGAAGCAACUUGCCGAGUUCCCAUUCGACUCUGAUGUCAAGAAGAUGUCCGUCAUCUUCGAAGAAGUCUCUAGCUCGAAGAAGAUGGUUUUUACCAAGGGAGCCGUCGAGCGUGUCAUCUACUCUUGCGAUACUGUCUACAACGCUGAGAGCGACGACAGUGUGACUCUGGACGACGACUACCGCGAGGAGAUUCUAGCCAACAUGGAAGCACUUGCUUCCUACGGUCUCCGUGUUUUGGCACUUGCUAGCAAGGACUACGACGGCCCACUCCCCACCAAGGGCGAAGAUCUCGACAGGAAGAAUGUUGAGGAGAAGCUCAUCUUCCGCGGACUUGUUGGACUCUACGAUCCUCCCCGCCCCGAGACCGCUGGAUCUGUUCGUCAGUGCCAGAAAGCUGGUAUCGAAGUUCACAUGCUUACUGGUGACCACCCGGGAACUGCCCGCGCUAUCGCUGCUGAAGUUGGAAUCUUGCCCUCAAACAUGUCCACCCUCGCCAAGGAUGUUACUGACGCCAUGGUCAUGACUGCAACUCAGUUCGACAAGCUGUCUGACGAUGAAGUUGACGCUCUUCCGCUGCUCCCUCUUGUUAUCGCUCGCUGCGCUCCUAAUACCAAGGUCCGCAUGAUCGACGCUUUGCACCGAAGGAAGGCUUUCGCCGCCAUGACUGGCGACGGUGUCAACGACUCUCCCUCUCUCAAGCGCUCUGAUGUUGGUAUCGGUAUGGGUACCGGAUCUGAUGUUGCCAAGGACGCCUCUGACAUUGUUCUGACCGACGACAACUUCGCUUCUAUCCUCAACGCUAUCGAAGAGGGUCGCCGCAUGUUCGACAACAUUCAGAAGUUCAUCCUGCACUUACUCUCUCAGAACAUCGCUCAGGCCUGCGUUCUGCUCAUUGGUCUUGCGUUCAAGGAUGAGACUGGCCUCUCAGUAUUCCCUGUCUCUCCCGUCGAAGUCAUGUGGAUCAUCAUGGUCACCUCCUCGCUUCCUGAUAUGGGUCUUGGCUUCGAGAUCGCCGCUCCCGACAUCCUAGACCGUCCUCCUCAGAGUCUCAAACGAGGUGUCUUCACCAUUGAAGUCAUGAUCGACAUGUUGUUCUACGGUCUCUGGAUUGCUGCCCUCUGUCUCGCCUCCUUCUCCAUUGUUAUGUUCGGUUUUGGCGAUGGCAAUCUUGGAACUGGCUGUAACGAAGGUUAUAACGACACCUGCGAUACCGUCUUCCGCGCACGUGCCACCACAUUCGCCUGUCUUACCUGGUUUUCGCUCUUCCUCGCGUGGCAGAUGAUCGACAUGCGCCGUUCGUUCUUCAUGAUGCAGCCCGGCUCCAACAAGUACUUUACUCAAUGGUUCCACGACGUCUGGCGUAACAAGUUCCUGUUCUUUUCCAUCAUGGGCGGGUUUAUCACCAUCUUCCCCGUUCUUUACAUUCCCGUCAUCAACACGGUCGUGUUCAGGCACACUGGAAUCAGCUGGGAGUGGGGAGUAGUCUUUAUUGCAACCUUCCUCUUUUUCCUUGGUAUCGAGGCAUGGAAGUUCGCCAAGCGACUUUACUUCAAGAAGAAGGACCCCAACAACGGCAGAAGGGGCUCAAUCGAUCUUGAAGCCCGAGUCUUUGAGCGAUACCUCAGUACCGCUAUCAGCACAGACGACGACAAUGAGAAGAAAUAG
This is a messenger RNA of Ascochyta rabiei, 3189 nucleotides long. RefSeq names its product P-type Na(+) transporter. Gene Ontology annotation, molecular function: ATP binding; P-type calcium transporter activity; ATP hydrolysis activity. Gene Ontology annotation, biological process: intracellular calcium ion homeostasis; calcium ion transmembrane transport. The coding region runs from base 1 to 3189 and encodes 1062 amino acids. Gene Ontology annotation, cellular component: plasma membrane. The record is from RefSeq and is a predicted model, not a curated record. The transcript is spliced from 4 exons. Lineage: Eukaryota; Fungi; Ascomycota; Dothideomycetes; Pleosporales; Didymellaceae.